Molecule: messenger RNA, 2854 nt
Organism: Poecilia latipinna (sailfin molly)
Lineage: Eukaryota; Metazoa; Chordata; Actinopteri; Cyprinodontiformes; Poeciliidae
Gene: leng9
Product: leukocyte receptor cluster (LRC) member 9
Exons: 8
Coding region: 139-1848 (569 amino acids)
Molecular function (GO): metal ion binding
Source: RefSeq, a predicted model, not a curated record
GGUCACUUUGGUGAACUUCAUUUGGCUUCUUUUCUUUUUCAAAGAUAAAGAAAAUUGCAUGUGUCCAGGUAGCAGAGACAGUUGAUUUUACGCCAGUCUGUCAGUGAAUCUCUACAGUGAUAUUUCUUUGAUUUGGAAAUGGCGUCAGACGGUCCAGAAGUUUCCUCGGACUCUAUGAAGAACCAGAAGAUCGGAGGUGAGAGCCUCCUGACGCCCACCUCCCUGACUGACUCACCGGAUCUGAUUGCUGCUGUGACCGAAACUGACCGGAGCAAUGAUACCCGGAAAGAUACGGGAGAGUCUUCAGAGCAGAACAAGGAUGGAUUAAAAGUGUGCCAGUUUUUCCAGAGGGGAAAGUGUCACUUCGGAGGAAGAUGUCGUUUAUCACACAGUGACCCAUCACCACAUGAGUCAGCGGUUCUGUCCCCUGACAUGGAUGACAAACAGGAUGAAGAAAAGAUGGAAAAGCACAAGAAGAAAAAAGGCGCUGUGAGCAAAGUGGCGAAGCCGAAAGACGAGGGGACAGCAGAUGUGAACAAAAAGCCUCGCAUGCGCACGGCAGAUGAGGUUAUCUCUCGUAUCUUGUGGGACACAUCAGUGGACGCUUCAGAGUUUGUGGUGGGCUACGUGGAUCGCUUCCUCGGCGUGCUGGAGCGCCCUUUCUGUGACUUCAACUGGGACACCAACCCGUGUGACUGCGACUACACCACAGAGCUGGCUCUGCCCAGACACCGGAUCCAGUACUUCGCCUACAGAGGGCACCGCGUCUGGGACCGCCACAGCAGAACUGACAGGGUCUUUGGCUCCACCGGUCAAUCUCUGGCUCCACCGUUUGGAAAGGAGGAGGAAGUAAAGAAUGGAAGCAGAGUAAAGGAUCCAGAGCAGCAACAAGACGGUGGUUGUGAAACAACAGAGGAGCAGACAGGUGCUGUGGGUGGUCGGGAGGAAGACUGCGCUCGUACCAAAAACAGACAUGAGGAGGAAGAGGAGCUGAAUGAGAUGAAUCACACCUUUGCCCCCACACAUUGUGGAGGAAACACUUCUCAGGAACAGCAGGACCCUCGUGGAUUAUGUGUUGAAGAGGAGGUUGCAAAUAGACUCCAAUCAUCAACUGAGAAAAAUUCCUCAUGUCAAGAAAAUGACCAGGAUGUAAGUGAGGACGGAGAGGAGAAGCAUUUUGAAGACUGGGAGGAGACCUUGGACGGUCAUGAAGACACACAGGAUCCAGCACCGAAGCAGGCAGAAGAGAAAUGUGGCGGGCGUCCUCCUAAGAAAAAACCCACUCACUUCAUCACCUUCCGGGCCAACACGCCUAUGAUCCUGUCCUGCUUCCAGCAGCUGCAGGAGGAGCUCACCGCUCUCCUCCCCUCCUCUGCUCCUCACUGGCAGGCCGCCUCCAAGCUGCACGUCACCCUGUGCCUCCUGGUGCUGCGCGGCCCGGCCGAGGUGGUGGCCGCCGCGGAGAUCCUCCGCCGGUUCGCCCAGCUGGACCGCAACCCGCCCGUGGCCGUGACCUUCCCGGUGAAGCUGAAGCACUUCAACGGCAAGGUGCUGUACCUGAGCCCCCAGCCUCAGCUGCUCCUCCACCAGCUGAACUCCGGCCUGCAGGAGGCCUACAGGAAGGAGGGCUGGCUGCACCGGAGCUCCUACAACCCGCGGUACCACCUCACGCUGGCUAAGGUAGACGACGCAGAGGGGGAAAGGAUUUUUGACGGCGUGUGGUACCUGAAGGUGGGGAAGGGGUUGAAUUUUGGCCGGCAGCCAGUCAACACCUUACACCUUUGUACCGUUAGGGGCGCCGAGGUGAACGGUUUUUAUGACAUCAUCUGCACCGUAGCUCUUCGAUAAUGAAGAAGUAUCUCUCAUCACCUGCACUAUUCUACAUACAGCUUUUAAAUAGUGCUGUGAAUCACUAAACAGCACAUGACUUGGUGCAAUAGGAUAUGUUUACUUCUUAUAUUUAUUACUUCAGUAAAACUGAAUGUUUUUGGUAUUUAUCGAAGCAUUAAGUCAUAAAUUCAAAGGGAUGCAGUUCUCUCACAUAGAUUAUGCUUUACUAUUUUUCAUAUUUGCCUUAAUUUUACACACUUUGAUAUAUUCUGAUCCCCUUCAUUUAGUGACCCAGCAGUGUCCCUUGGACAUAAGAAAUACUUUUGUAAAGACUGCCAUAAGAAUUUUAUAUAUCAGUGUUUUCGUAUUCAUUAAUGUGAGUCCUCACCAUACAGAACCGAUUUCUGUUGUGUUGAACGUAUUUCAAUGCAACAUAUUGGGAAAAUAAAUAAAACCAAAUCAAACUGUAAUGAUGGUAUAAAACCACAGAUUGUUUUAUCUAGUUUCAAGGCAUGAAAAUUACCCCCAAAACAUGAAACCUGGUCAUUUUUUCUUUUACAAUUUGCAUGAGCACAUUCAAUAAUGCACAAAAAUAAAAUAAGUUUAUUGGUAGUUUAAGUUUAAUUAGUCACAAAAGCUAAAUUACUGAAGCAAAUGCAGCUCAUCUGAACUUUCUGUAAGCCUUUUGUUUACAGAAAUGCACAGAAGCAUUUGAAUUAUAGCAGAAAUUAAUUGUUAAAAGAUCUAUUUGUUUUCUUAGGAUAAAACAGUCGUUCAAAGUUUCAAGUUGCUAGAAAUUCCCAUCUGACUUUAAGGAUGAAGCUGCUGGGAUUAGACAAUCGAGCAUAAAGAAGAAUUUACUUGAAAUAAUAAUAGUAAUACUUCAUUUAUAUUGUGUGAGAGUUCGUUUUUAGCUGUAUGACUGGCUUUUUAUCAGAUUUUCUAUCAGAUUUUUACAGAAUUGCAUUGAUUAAAGCUGAUUAGAUCAAUAAAAUCUAAAAACUCCAGAAAACAAUCAGUAGAC